AUGUCGUUACGUCCUCUCGGAUAUCAAUGCAACCUAUCCUAUGCGCAAUUCUUCCGCAAUGGACUGCAAACAAGACAUAAUAUAACGCAACACCUAAGAUCCUUUUCUCAAUUACGCGACACCAAUUGCACACAUCGCUGGUCUGUGACGAGUCCACACCAUGCCAACAAAACUUCGUUUUCGCUACGGAGCUUGCUCAGUGGUCUCUUGAGACCUGCACACGCUAUCCGGGGCCAUGGCAAGGGAUCGUGGACUCAACAAUGUCGCCAUGAGACUUCUGCGGCCAAAGAACCAGAACUCUGCGCGCACUGCGGUGGAAAAACUAUCCCGAAGGCCAGAAGACAUGUCGAACCUGGUAACUCUUCCAGCGGCUGGCACUGCAAAGCGUGUAUUAGGAACACCAAUACUCAUGGCCAUCUACCAAAUGAGGAGCAGCUUGCUGCGAUCUAUCGGCGAAAACUGGCCAGGGCGAGUGGAGAGGCAAGCAAAACAAGUCCAUGCAGGCACUGUGGCCAGAUGACUGCUCCGAGAAGUAGCCGUAAAUUCGUUGAUGCGGAUAACCCUUCUGCUGGGUUUCACUGCCGGACAUGCGUUCGGCAUGUCAAUCAUCACGGUGUCCUCCCAACCGAGCAAGAUCUCGCAGCGUUCCAGUACCGCAAAGAGAUGCGGAGUAGGCGUAAUCCUACUGUCGCCUCAAAAAGCAAUUCAUCAGUCACUUCGACAGGGGAAUCAACGGCUCACAACCAUUUUAAGUCCCCCAGCAAUCCCAAUUCUCCCAAACAGAUGAAACAGAGCCGCGGUGAAUACCCCUGCAUGCACUGUGGUGACAAGACCAUCUCCAGCAGCAAACGUAGGCUCGUCGAGCCCCAGAAUCCCGCGGCAGGUUACUACUGCCAGCCAUGCACGCGGUCCUUACUUGAAACAGACGCCUUGCCAAGCACUGUCAAACUUGCAGCGCUCAAAAAGCUCAGAGCGACCCGUAUGCAAAGCAACCCCCGAGUUCUGAAAAGCCCCUGUGUCCACUGCGGUGAGAUCACCGCCCCCAGCAGCAAGCGCCGACUCGUUGAGUCGAAGAAUCCUCAAUCCGGGUAUUACUGCCGCGCCUGUGCGGAUUGUUUAAUCGAAACCAAUUCCCUGCCCAGCGAUAUUCGCCUUGCAGUUCGCAGAUCACGAGAGCAGGUCAGGCUGAAAAACCUGCGGGCCAGUCUAUCUAAAGAGUCGCAGUCCCCGAUCUCUCCGCAGGACGGAGAAGGAGAAGCUACACCGACAGAUACGCCCACGGACAAUACCCCAAAGGCUUGCGCGCACUGCAAAACCGAAGAAAACACACCGGGCCCCUGA
Molecule: messenger RNA, 1341 nt
Organism: Penicillium samsonianum
Lineage: Eukaryota; Fungi; Ascomycota; Eurotiomycetes; Eurotiales; Aspergillaceae
Exons: 1
Coding region: 1-1341 (446 amino acids)
Source: RefSeq, a predicted model, not a curated record